Topomyia yanbarensis is the source of this 1192-nucleotide messenger RNA. RefSeq lists its product as uncharacterized. The record is from RefSeq and is a predicted model, not a curated record. Gene Ontology annotation, molecular function: protein binding. The transcript is spliced from 2 exons. NCBI's taxonomy places the organism in Eukaryota, Metazoa, Arthropoda, Insecta, Diptera, Culicidae. Bases 107 to 1183 code for a protein of 358 amino acids.
CGAAAAAUGGCAGAUUUCUGUUUCCUCGAUAGUUAGUCGUAUUGAGAGGUUUUAGUUAGGUGUAAACCGUUCUGUUGGGGGGUAUCAACGUUUAGAAGUCUGCGCAAUGAAGUGUUUCGUGUUGGCUGGCAUUUUUCUCAUCAGUUACCAUAUCUCGGCGGGACUUUUGGUUAAACAGUACAACUGUGAUAAUUACAUUCUUUCUUGGUGCCAACUUCACAAUGUUACGGUGAAAUCUGAUCAGGACCUUUACUCGGUAACGUUUCCAAAAGUGCAGCAAAUCGGAUUUCUCAACGGCUCGAUUCCACAUUUUUCGCAUCUCAUGAAUUUGAGUUUGUUCAAAGCUGGAGUGCUGAAACUUUUCGCUCGUGGGACUAUGAUCAAUCGACUAACCCUACCCAACACAAUCGAGCAGCUGUACUUUCGUGACAACGGAAUAUAUAUCGUGGACAUCGAUCCGAAAGCUUCCUAUAGCAUUAAAUAUUUAAGAAUACAUCUAAACAAGCUCAGGGACGUGUCCAACUUUAAGCAGCUGCGAAACCUCGUUGAACUGAACCUCUGCGACAAUCUAAUCGAGCAGGUGUCAUUCGACACCUUUGCUGAAAUGCCUCAUCUCAAACAGCUGCUGCUCUGUGGGAACCGAAUCAAAACUAUUGUCGCAACAAUGGAUAUACACCUACCGUACCUUUACCACCUGGAUCUAUCCAGUAACUUUCUGUUCAACCAAACCUCGCUCAGUCGAUGGCAGUUUCCCCGUUUAGGCAAUUUUUCUCUUCGCGACAAUUUACUAACCAGCCUCGACGUUCGAAUCAUCGCACAACGGUUUCGCGCACUUCAAAUUCUAGACAUCGAGCUCAAUUCAUUAGAUUGUGACACGUACCGGCAGCUGUUGGAGUUAGUUCAGCAGCGAAAAAUCAUCUACAACGUCGAUAAGCGAAUUUGCAUCGGUACUCCCACGGUGGUGACACGAUCUGUAACCGGAGGCGAGCAUGACAACGAAUUUGUUAGCGAUGAUUCCCGUCAGCAGCAAGAGAUUAGACAGCUGAAAGAACGAAUUUAUCAGCAGGUGAAAAUCAUCAACAACCAGCGCACAGAAAUCGAUCAACUGAGGGCCAAUUUGAGCACGCUGAUGGAACAGUUUGAUCUUGUGGCGGGCCCAGCGCGGGCCAAUGAUCCGUUUUAAGUAUGCAAA